This is a messenger RNA of Drosophila subobscura, 2012 nucleotides long. It is a transcript of the gene Diap2, whose product is annotated as death-associated inhibitor of apoptosis 2. The record is from RefSeq and is a predicted model, not a curated record. The transcript has 3 exons. Gene Ontology annotation, biological process: regulation of cell cycle. Bases 136 to 1632 code for a protein of 498 amino acids. Gene Ontology annotation, cellular component: nucleus; spindle microtubule; cytoplasm. NCBI's taxonomy places the organism in Eukaryota, Metazoa, Arthropoda, Insecta, Diptera, Drosophilidae.
UUUACGUUUUCUGGUUUUCUGUAAAGAUAAUUAGGAUUCAAUCCCAUAUUACAUCAUUUUGAGGGGAACCACUUACACGAAAGAUAAGAGAGACAAACGACAGAAGUGAAGACAACUCACUUGUGCGUCAGCACGAUGACGGAACCGCGACUGGAGCUGGAGAGCGUACGCACAGCCACUUUUGCAGUGUGGCCUCUAAAUGCCCCCGUCAGUAUAGAGGAUUUGGCAACGAAUGGUUUCUUUGCCACGGGGAAUUGGCUGGAGGCUGAGUGCAACUGGUGUCACGUGCGCAUCGACAGAUGGGAGUACGGGGACCAAGUGGCCGAAAGACAUCGACGCUCCUCCCCCAUUUGCUCCAUGGUGCUGGCCCCCAAUCACUGCGGCAAUGUGACGCUGAGCCAGGAGAACGACAACGAAGGCAACAGCAUGGUGGAUGGUGGCAACACCUCCCCCUGUGCCUGUCCCGAUAUGCUCAUCGAAGCGAAUCGAUUGGAGACAUUCAAGGACUGGCCAAAUCCCAACGUUACGCCUCAGGCGCUGGCCAAGGCUGGUUUCUACUAUCUAAACAUCUUGGAUCACGUCAAGUGCGUGUGGUGCAACGGCGUCAUAGCCAAGUGGGAGAAGAACGACAACGCCUUCGAGGAGCAUCGACGCUUCUUCCCCAACUGUCCGCGUGUCCAGAUGGGACCGCUCAUCGAAUUUGCCGCUGGCAAGAACCUGGAGGAGCUGGGUAUUCAGCCCACAACCCAGCCACAGCGUCCAAAGUACGCCUGCGUCGAUGCGCGACUGCGCACGUUCAGCGACUGGCCCAUUGGCAACAUUCAGCCGCCCGUGCCACUGGCCCAGGCAGGCCUCUACUAUCAGAAGAUCGGCGAUCAGGUGCGCUGUUUCCACUGCAACAUUGGUCUGCGCUCCUGGCAGAAGGAGGACGAGCCCUGGCACGAGCACGCCAAGUGGUCGCCCAAAUGCCAAUUUGUGCUGCUGGCCAAGGGACCAACGUUUGUCAACGAGGUGCGCGAGACAAUGGCGGCAUCGUCGGGUUCCCAGAUAGCAACGGCUCCGGCACCCCAGCUGGAUGCCCUAAUGGACGAGGGACCGGCCAAGGAGGCCCUCGCGCUGGGCAUAGACGGAGGAGUGGUGCGAAACACCAUUCAACGCAAGCUCUCCAGCUCGGGCUGUGCUUUCGAAACACUCGACGAGCUGCUGCACGCCAUCUUCGACGAGGCGGGCAGUGAGGCAGCGCUAGAGGUGCGCGAACCAACAGAGCCGACUGCACCGCCGCUAGACUGCUGUCAGGCCACCACCAGCAAAGCGGCAGCAGCAGCAGCCACCGAUCUCGUUCAGCUCAAGCCACAGUCGCAGCCGCAGCUGGCAGCCAUGCCCGAGAAGAGCUUACUGGAGCAGAUGCAAAGCAUGUCCCUGGCAUCGGCAAAUGGCAACAUUUCGCUCGAGGAGGAGAACCGUCAGCUGAAGGACGCCCGCUUGUGUAAAGUGUGCUUGGAUGAGGAGGUGGGCGUGGUGUUUCUGCCCUGCGGUCACUUGGCAACGUGCAAUCAGUGUGCGCCCAGCGUCUCCAACUGUCCCAUGUGCCGGGCGGACAUCAAGGGAUUUGUGCGCACAUUUCUAUCGUAGAGGAGCAGAAAGCUGAUACAUAAAUAUUAGAUAAUAACUAAGGGUAGUCCUUCCGUGUGCGUGUGUGAGAUAUUUUCCGAAAUUUCUUAAAUAACUCUCAACUCUGUUCCACCUGUGCACCCUUCACAGUCCACACACACACUUAGAUCCUAAUCUUACUUAUGAAGAGCAAACAACACACAUCACAAAGAACUAUAAGCAAUUUCCUAUCACUAGCAGUGAAGGGUGCAAGGCAAGGCGCUACUUUCAUCACCGUAUCUUUAUUUUGUUAUCGUACUUCUACUAACAAGUGUGUUUUUUUGUUGAUACUGUUUAUAAGCCGCUGAUUUGUGUAUGAAAUCGAUAUUCAAUUACGAAUUAUAAAUAUAUAUGUAAAUGUU